GUGUGGUCAAUAAUUCAAGCUCAAAUAAAAAACAAGAGAAAGAUCAUACGCAUGCGCGGCUAAAGUCUACGUCAGCUCUUCUUUUUUACUAGCAAGCUGCCUGAAAGCUACGUGGCUCUCACUCCUCUGAUUGUCUUCAUAGCUAACAGGAUAGAAACAGCCUAAACACCAUGGAUCAAGUAAUGCAGUUUGUCGAGCCCAGUCGGCAGUUCGUCAAAGACUCCAUAAGGCUCGUAAAGAGAUGCACAAAACCCGACAGAAAAGAAUUCCAGAAGAUUGCCAUGGCCACAGCGAUUGGGUUUGCUAUCAUGGGUUUCAUUGGUUUCUUCGUCAAACUCAUUCACAUCCCCAUCAACAACAUCAUUGUUGGUGGUUAGAUCCUGGUUGAGCAAAAACACAAACUUUGAUAUCGGGGGGCAGGAGAGGAUCUGGAGACAAACGUUAUCGGGCUGGUGUGAUCGGGAACUGAAGGGAUGGCAUUUCUACAUUCUGUACACAACAUUUAUAUUUCGCUGUGUAAAUAAAACAAAUUGAAACCCAGA
Molecule: messenger RNA, 542 nt
Organism: Scatophagus argus
Lineage: Eukaryota; Metazoa; Chordata; Actinopteri; Scatophagidae
Gene: sec61g
Product: SEC61 translocon subunit gamma
Exons: 4
Coding region: 171-377 (68 amino acids)
Biological process (GO): post-translational protein targeting to membrane, translocation; protein targeting
Cellular component (GO): Ssh1 translocon complex; membrane
Molecular function (GO): transmembrane protein transporter activity
Source: RefSeq, a predicted model, not a curated record